Messenger RNA from Paramecium tetraurelia, 1566 nucleotides. RefSeq lists its product as uncharacterized. Gene Ontology annotation, molecular function: calmodulin binding; calcium/calmodulin-dependent protein kinase activity; ATP binding. Gene Ontology annotation, cellular component: nucleus; cytoplasm. Gene Ontology annotation, biological process: peptidyl-serine phosphorylation; intracellular signal transduction; protein autophosphorylation. Lineage: Eukaryota; Ciliophora; Oligohymenophorea; Peniculida; Parameciidae. The transcript has 4 exons. The record is from RefSeq and is a predicted model, not a curated record.
AUGGGAGUUUGCCAAACAAAAAAGUUAAACACAAAGUUAGACUCGUAAAGAGUGAAAACCGAAAGUAAGACAAAGAUAGAUCUGUCUGGUACCUAAGAGACUGAAUUAAAAAAAUCGCUUCAUCAACAUUAAGAGAAGCAAGCCAAUACAGAAACCAUUUGUAUUCAAAAUUUAGAUUGUACAAUCCCAGCAAGUCAAAGAGGUCUCGCUUUUACAAUGCCAAAACUAUUGAAUUCUCCUUAAAGCCUUAAUAAUCCUCUUUUAGAAUCGACAAGUGCUUCUAAGAAGUAUACUCUUAUUGGUCAACAUAAAUCAAAUUAUUAACUUUAAAUUUUACAAAACAACAAAACUGGAAUGCUUGUUUAAAUGUAAAAUAUUCCAAAGCAUAUAGAGGGCAACGAGAAAUAUAUUAAUUAACUCCAAAAGAUUUCAAUUGAUCAUCCAAAUAUCUUAAGAAUCAUCGAGAUCUACCAAGAUAAAAGCAACUAUUAAGUGAUUUCUGAAUACUUCAAUGGAUCCAAUCUUUCAGACUUAAUUAUUGGAGAAGCCAAAGUAUCAAAACCCUAAGUAGCUUAAAUUUACGAAUAAAUUAUAUCAGCUAUGUCUUAUCUUCAUCAAAAGAAUAUUGUCCAUGGCAAUUUGACUCUCAAAUCAUUUUAAUAUAUGAACCUUAAUAAUCGACUGGUUGUCAAGCUUACCAAUUUAAAAACAAUCUAUUGCAAAGACUUAACAAAUAUUGAAGUUAUAAAAUUGCUCCCUCCAGAAUGUCUCUAUCGUUAAGAACAAUUUACAAAAGAAAGAGACAUAUGGACAGUGGGUUUGAUUGGAUUGAUACUAAGAAAAGGUAAAUUACCAUAUGAAAUUCCAUAAAAUACUACUUAACAAAUUAUGAUAUAGAUUAUCAAAGAUCAUAAAUUUAAUUUCCAACAUAAAAAGGAUCAGAAAUUCAAACAUUUUCUAGAGACAGUACUGUCUAAAUAUCCUUAAGAAAGACUUGAUUUUGACAAAUUACGUAAGCAUGAAUUUAUAAAGUUUUAUUCUAAGAAAAAAGCAAACACAAAAGUAUAAUUACUCAAAAACUUCUUAACUAAUAAACCAUGCCGUCCCAUCUAAUAAUUAAUGUUAAGUUAUUUUGGAUAAGAAUUCAAUAUAGAAGAGUAUUUUGCUGCCUAAAAGCUAUAUAUAGAAGCUAAUACCAACAAUGAUGGUUCUUUAAGUAAAUAAGAAUUAAUUAAACUAUUUUACAAUUACAAAAUUAAUAAAGAAAACAUCGCUCAAAAAAUAGAUGAUAUAUUCUAAUAAUUUGAAAUAAAUGAUUAAAUGGGAAUGGAUUAAAAUAAAUUUGUUUCUUUAACCUUAUCUCGUUCAAUCUUAUUGACUCAAGAAAAUAUUGAAACAUGCUUUGCUAUCUUCUCAUUCAACAAAUCGGAUAUUUACUUGAAAGGAUUGAAAAGACAUUUACAAUGUGAAACUGUUGAUAUUAAAUCAGAAUUUGCAUCUAUGACUGAUGAUCUAAACUCACUUAAUUAAUAACAAUUUGAAUCUAUGAUGAAAUUAUUGAAAUGA